UAGUGCAAAAUACUAUAUAAAAUAUCAAACAUGCGAAAUUCAUAUUAAUUAUGGCAUUCGUCAAUUUGUGUGACUGCAGAUUCGUUGAAAUUUAGCGGAUAACUUAGUUAUUUUGCCCACCGUUUCCGAAGCAUUUUGUGUUUGGUUUCUGGCAUGAUAGUUCUUUUCCAAGUGUUGGUGAUAGUGUCUACAGAGUGGACGCAAUAAUUAUUCGAGUGAACACCUAUACAGAUAAGUAUCUACGUCUUAGUUGCAUGCAAAAAGAAUACUUUUUUUUUUUUUUAGUACACCAUCUUAUCUCGCUCAAUAGCAAUUUUUCUAAAUACGAUACAAUGGACGCACACUGUAUUGAAAAGAAAAAAAAAAAAAAAAAAAAUCCAUGCACAACUUCACUUUUGCAACGCUCAUAUCGGACAUCUUUGCUCAUAUCGUAAUGGAAGAACUCGAUUACAUCGAUAGCUUUACCUGAUGAGGUACUAAACUGCUCGAAAUCUAUGCCUAUUGUUUGCAUUCACCAGUUGCUUUCUUCCCCUCUAUGUGUUAUCUCGUUUUCAAAACACACUGUUGUAAUUGAACUGCUAUACGCUACUGUUUUUUUUUUUUUUUUUUUGGUCAACAAUUAUCACAUUCAUAUGUAUGCACAAAUGUGUCCACCCGAAUAAAAAAAAAUGUAAUUACCUCAUGUGGAAGCAGUGAAGAGGCGUUGUACAUUGACAAGGCUCCGCAUUUUUGUGGAUCAAUUUAGUUCGAAUGAUUAUUUUCGAGCAAGUGGCAUAGUUUUACGCUAUCUUGUUCGUUUUUCAUCCGAAAUACAUUAUCUACAUUCCGAUGUGAAGUCGGUUGUGUGCAAUAAUUUUCUACUGUUUUGUUUGAGGUGGUUCUAUUUUUUUUUUCUACUCGGGUUUAUCAGUGUGAAACCACUACGCAACUGACUAUUGUAAUAGUCGAUGCCUUAGAUAUGUAUAUAUUAUACUACGUUUUGUCUCUUCGGUGAACACACGCAUAUAUAUCAUCCUAAUAUUCAGGUACUCUGGUAGCUUAACCUGCGUUAGGAGAAUCAAUUUCAUUCCUAUUGUUUGUAGUCAACCGAUAAACAUCUGCUCUGCCAUUGCCUGCGUGUAUAGCUCAUUUGCAUAUUUCCUGCCUGUGCAUUAUUUUUCUUCUACUCGCCAAAAUGGAGAACAAAAAUUCAAAGAUCAAUUCGGACCACGACAUGGAAUACGAGCGUCAACUUCUUGCAUCACCGGAGGAUGACGCCAUUGUCAAUGCAGCCGAAAUCAAGGUUAGCGAGACUUCGGUCGCUGAUAGGAUCAAACGUCCAGCGACAUCCCCGUACACCGGUGAUGACAAGAGACAACGCGUACUCCUUCGUAACCAGCUUAAAAUUGCAAUCAAACGAGAAAACGGCGAUGUGGACGAAACAUAUUUCCGCGCCCUGUGUGGCUACAUUUUCGAUAGACAACAGCAGUUGUCUGGGGAUUUCUACCCUACUUUCUACAACUCAGGGCAUACGCAGGGCCUCGGCUGGUUCAGUGCAUGCGAUGAGAAUAGCCUUUCUUGGUUGAAAACCACAUUGGGUGAAAUCAAAAAUACCGGUGCAAUUAAGGAUUUCUCUGUUUUGCCCUAUGCUCCCAUCACACCGUUGCGUCGAAUAAUUUUAUCUGUUCCGCAUUUUCCGAGACUGGAAAAAGAUGGGGCAGAUAAAAUUAUGAAAAUGAUUACACGGUUGAAUGGGAAUAUAAACACCAACUACUGGAAAGUAAGCAAAAUCUUGCCUCCGGAAAAUGGGAUGCGCUCCAUAAUAAUGGGAAUCGAUGAACAAUCCGUAACUGCACUUGAAAAUCAAGGAUGUAAACUUUUCUAUGGCCUUGGGCAAAUUUCUGUAAAAAUUUAUUCUAAAAUGAAUACUGAAUGAGCUGUAAUCGCAUAUCGUUAAUGACAUUAUUAAAAAAGAAUUGGCUUAUAUGAAUUGAAUAAACAUACAAUUGAAUCAAAAUUUGUGUCUACUUUUUUUUUUUUUUUUCACAAAAAAAAAAAAAAAAAAACGAGAAAACCACUUUGGAAUAAAACUAUUUCAUUACUGAACCUUUAUGGUAACCUUUAUGGUACUUUUAUAUAACAAUUAUUGUAUGUCUACAGCAUAGUUAUAGCGAACGAUUUUGAAUUCGCAAUUAUUACCCAACUAAUUCUCACCUGCAAUGCUCUUAUACAAGCAUUCCGUCAGAAGGUUACAGGGUUAUGAUUGCUGUUUUAUUACCUAGAUAGUCCUCUGCUUAAAUAUAAACAUAGAUUGACUUCUUUCAAGUAGAUAUUUUUGUAAAAUGACAAUAUGAAUCCUUUGUGACUUUUUUUUUUUUUUUUUUUCCUAAAUCACCUUUUCAUCCUUUCACCUAUUCCUUCGCCUGUUCCUGCUCCUUUUUCCUUCUAAUUUCUUCCGGGUAGAUGAUGAAACAGGCUACUCAUAGGGCGAGGCACAAAUCCCCCAAGUCGAGGGGAACGUGCCACCUGAGCCGACGUUCUGAUACCCAUAUU
Aedes albopictus (Asian tiger mosquito) is the source of this 2532-nucleotide messenger RNA. RefSeq lists its product as uncharacterized. NCBI's taxonomy places the organism in Eukaryota, Metazoa, Arthropoda, Insecta, Diptera, Culicidae. The transcript has 2 exons. The coding region runs from base 1175 to 1915 and encodes 246 amino acids. The record is from RefSeq and is a predicted model, not a curated record.